Lotus japonicus is the source of this 1934-nucleotide messenger RNA. Its product is annotated as amino acid transporter AVT6C-like. Bases 313 to 1614 code for a protein of 433 amino acids. NCBI's taxonomy places the organism in Eukaryota, Viridiplantae, Streptophyta, Magnoliopsida, Fabales, Fabaceae. The transcript has 5 exons. The record is from RefSeq and is a predicted model, not a curated record. Gene Ontology annotation, molecular function: amino acid transmembrane transporter activity. Gene Ontology annotation, biological process: amino acid transmembrane transport.
CAUUUGCUGCUGAAAUCCAUCACAGCUUCACUGUCUUUCUCUAUACAAGGAAUUUGCUCCGGCCACCACAACCUGUAUCCUUCAUCAUUUCUCAACCCAACUAUAGCACUUGCCAGAAAAUUCACCACCACCACUCUUCAAUUUACAAUUCCACCCUUCCCCUUUCUCUCUUACACAGUCACAUACAUUCUCCCCCCUAUGGCAUUACAGUAAAUUCAUACCUCAAUCAUUCAAAACCAAAGUACCUAUAAAUAAUUCCAACUCCUCCGUCCGUAACAAACAACAACAAACAAACACUCUCUUACCGCCGGAAUGUCGCCGGUGGCCGGAGCAAAAGUUCCUCUGCUACCAGGAUCCAAGCCUAUAGCGGAGCCGGCAACAGUCUCCGGCGCCGUGUUCAAUGUCUCUACCAGCAUAAUUGGCGCCGGAAUCAUGUCUCUCCCGGCGACCCUGAAGGUUCUGGGCGUGGUUCCGGCGUUUGUGCUGAUUCUGGUUAUCGCUUUUCUAGCUGAAGUGUCAGUGGACUUCCUCAUGAGGUUCACGCAUUCCGGCGAGACGACAACGUACGCCGGCGUUAUGAGAGAAGCGUUUGGGCCAUUAGGAGCAGUAGCAGCUCAACUCUGCGUCGUGAUUACUAAUCUUGGGUGCUUAAUCAUGUAUCUCAUUAUAAUCGCUGAUGUACUUUCUGGAAAUCAACCUGGAGGGGAAGUGCAUUUGGGUAUUUUGCAACAGUGGUUUGGAAUUCAUUGGUGGAACUCAAGGGAAUUUGCUCUGUUUGUCACCUUAGUCUUAGUUCUGCUUCCAUUGGUCUUGUAUCGUCGUGUAGAGUCCUUGAAGUUCAGUUCUGCAAUAUCAACUCUUCUUGCUGUGGCUUUUGUUACCAUAUGUUCUGUGUUGGCAAUCAUUGCUCUUGUGGAAGGGAAAACACAAACACCUAAAUUCUAUCCAAGUUUGGAUCGCCAAACUUCUUUCUUUGAUCUGUUUACAGCAGUUCCAGUCAUUGUCACAGCCUACACAUUUCAUUUCAAUGUGCAUCCAAUUGGGUUUGAGCUUGGAAAACCAUCUGAAAUGACAAAAGCUGUUCGAAUAGCACUAGUGCUUUGUGCUGUGAUAUACUUCACAAUAGGCCUAUUUGGGUACCUCUUGUUUGGGGAGGCAACACAAUCAGACAUUCUUGUCAAUUUUGACCAAACUUCUGGUUCUGCACUUGGUUCCUUGCUCAACACGUUAGUCCGUUUAAGCUAUGCAAUUCAUGUCAUGCUAGCAUUCCCUCUUCUGAAUUUCUCUUUGAGAGCCAACAUAGAUGAAUUCUUCUUCCCCAAGAAGCCUCUUCUAGCCACUGAUAGCAAGAGAUUUGUGAUUCUCACUGUGGUUCUGCUAGUCUUGAGCUACAUUGCUGCUAUUGUAGUUCCUGAUAUUUGGUACAUUUUUCAGUUCUUGGGAUCAACAUCUGCUGUGUGCCUUGCCUUUGUCUUCCCUGGCUCUAUAGUUCUAAGGGAUUUUCAUGGUAUAUCAACUAGAAGGGACAAAAUCAUAGCUCUGCUAAUGGUUAUACUAGCUGUAGUAACAAGUGUAAUUGCUAUCUCCACCAACAUAUAUAAUUUUUCCCGGUAAAAGUUCAUCAUAAAUUUGUAUCUUUUUUCUUUCCUUUUGUAUUUUGGUUUAGAAGCUUACAAAGAUUAGGGGAAGAGGGGGCCUGGAGAGAGAGCUAGAGAAUUCUAGAGUCAUUUGAUUUUUGAGGCGCUUGUGUUUCUUGGGUUACUGUAGAUGUCAUUGUUGUUGAUUGUAAAGUUCAUAGAUGUAUGAAAAUGUAAUGUAUGUAAACAUGCAAAGAACAUGAGAUCCAAAUUUAUGACUGAAAGGGUGACAAAGUUUGGACACAAUAUCUUGUAAAACUCGUAAGUGCAAAUAUACACCAAGUGUUGUUUGAUCCA